AUGUCGCCAUCGUAUUGGUGGCCUGAUGAGGCGGACGAUUCGCUGCCUCAUUGGAGAGACCAUGUGGACGAGAUGCCGUUGUUGCCUAAUUCACGACCUCGUGCCCUCACACCGCUAGGCUUCCAGGACGAAGAUCCUAGUGAAAUUAUUGAGAGGCCUGUUCCGCUAUUCCAGAAGUCUCCAUGGUUCAAUCUUCCUCCCAAUAUUCGGCGGGAUAUUCUGCGACUGGCCUUCGGUGAUCGUCGUCUUCACAUGAGCUUAGCCUUUAGAGAGAAAUAUACAUCUGAUGACGAGAAGGUUGAGUCUUGGCAGUGGUUCGGUGGCAUUUGCCAUCGGGGAAAGACGCUCAGGCCUCGAGACAUAGCUGGGGGGCAGCAAAGGUUUUGGGAAGAUGAUUGUAAACAUGGGGAUGCCGAGCCCCGCAAUACUGGUGUAAUGAGCUGGCUGCUCUCGUGUCGACAGAAUUAUGCUGAGAUGAUUGACCUCCUGUACUCGAGCAACACGAUUGCCAUGUCUGGCGAAGCAAUGAUGUCGCAUAUCGGGCAACUGGUGCUGCCUAAGAGGCUUGCUGCAGUCACGUCUCUCGAAAUCAGGUGGCCUCUUCAGAGAGAAAACGAGCCUUGUGCUGGGCACCACGACGUGCACACAAACGCAAUACGCAGGAUGCUCCAUCCAUACCAGCUAGAUGUUGGUCAUAUGAGCGUUGUUCUGGAUACGCUGUCAGUUACAAACUUCCCCAAUCUCCGGAGACUUUGCAUAUCAUUUGAGAAGGAGUACAAUGAGCGUCGUAUCUCCAAUCCUGAAGCGCACGAUAUAAUUGUCAACAAUCUGUUACAGUUUGUCAUGAGCAGACCCAAGUUCAAAGAGUGCGCCUUUGCGCUACCAGAGAAAGUUUUCCGUACCAUCAUUAAAGAUAUUCCACAUGUGGACCUGGAUUCGAGGGAGCCUCCAAGAUCUUGGUGCAAGCACGUCUGGUGCGCUUCCGAUGGGAACCUGCAUAGGCUGAAUGCCCCCUUCAUUAACACCUAUCCCGCUCCUCCGCCUUAUUUAGAUGUCAGAGAAGAUACUGGCUACUGGUUGUUAAGAAUAGACUGA
Fusarium musae is the source of this 1095-nucleotide messenger RNA. RefSeq lists its product as uncharacterized. The coding region runs from base 1 to 1095 and encodes 364 amino acids. Lineage: Eukaryota; Fungi; Ascomycota; Sordariomycetes; Hypocreales; Nectriaceae. The transcript is spliced from 2 exons. The record is from RefSeq and is a predicted model, not a curated record.